CUGUGAGUGAGUAAUUCCGGGAAGCUCGCCUUACAACUCCGCGCCGCCCCCCGCGCCGCCCGCCCCACAACAAAACUCGGCGCGGCGCUCUCGGGAGCCCGGCUCGGAGCGACCGGCGGUCGGGACCGGAGGGGAGACGGACCAGGGCGCGGGCCGGGACUGCAAGCCCGGACGGCAGCGGCAGCCGCGCGUGCCGGGGGCGCCAGGCGAAGCGGGCCGAGAGGCGGGUCUCAGCCCAGAGGGCACCUUCUGCAAACAUGUCUGUGGAUCCCUUAUCCAGCAAAGCCCUGAAGAUCAAGCGUGAGCUGAGCGAGAACACGCCGCACCUGUCGGACGAGGCGCUGAUGGGGCUGUCGGUGCGCGAGCUGAACCGGCACCUGCGCGGGCUCUCCGCCGAGGAGGUGACUCGGCUCAAGCAGCGACGCCGCACGCUCAAGAACCGCGGCUACGCCGCCAGCUGCCGCGUGAAGCGCGUGUGCCAGAAGGAGGAGCUGCAGAAGCAGAAGUCGGAGCUGGAGCGCGAGGUGGACAAGCUGGCGCGCGAGAACGCAGCCAUGCGCCUGGAGCUCGACGCGCUGCGCGGCAAGUGCGAGGCGCUGCAGGGCUUCGCGCGCUCCGUGGCCGCUCGUGGGCCCGCCGCGCUCGUGGCGCCCGCCAGCGUCAUCACCAUCGUCAAGUCGGCCCCGGGGUCCGGGACCGGGCCGGGCCCGGCCCCCGCCCCCGCCCCCGGCCCCGCCCCCGGCCCCACCUCCGCCGCCUGCUCCUAG
Molecule: messenger RNA, 767 nt
Organism: Neomonachus schauinslandi (Hawaiian monk seal)
Lineage: Eukaryota; Metazoa; Chordata; Mammalia; Carnivora; Phocidae
Gene: MAFF
Product: MAF bZIP transcription factor F
Exons: 3
Coding region: 258-767 (169 amino acids)
Biological process (GO): regulation of transcription by RNA polymerase II; regulation of epidermal cell differentiation
Cellular component (GO): nucleus
Molecular function (GO): RNA polymerase II cis-regulatory region sequence-specific DNA binding; DNA-binding transcription factor activity, RNA polymerase II-specific
Source: RefSeq, a predicted model, not a curated record